AAGUGUUUUGCCGAACCAGGCUUUUUAGGGCACGGCCUCACCAAAAACCUUUCUCUGCUCCAAACUCCAAGGUUUCCGUUUGUUUGGCCUCACUGUGCUCUUGGGCACAAAGAACUUGGCGUCCACAGUUUGUUCUGUCCAUAGUGACAAGUAGAUCUGCGUAUUUAGGCAAACACCCAGAGUUCACAGCAAGCCUAGUCAGAGCGGGCGUAAACAGGAAACAGCAGGCAGGCGGGUUGUUGAACAGCACGGCAGUGUUUCAAUUCAAAGGGCUGGUGAGUGGGGAGGGGUCUCUGGGUCUAACACAGUGAAUGUCAGACCGUCAACCUUUUAGAGGGUUAAAGCUUUUGUACGAUACGAGAGAAGACCAAGGUGAGCAAGGCGAGCGCAUGCGGGACUGGCCAGCAAAGCGACAUCCGCUUUCAGGCUUUCGGUUUCUUUGCCUCCAUCUUGCCUGCGAUUUUCAGGUAUCAGAGGAGUGAAGUCUUGACGGGUCGCAGCCAAAGGAGAGCCUAGCCGCGGGCAGGACGAAUUCCUCCAUUGGAAAGGAUUCUGAAAGAAAUGAAGAAAACCAUCAGAAAUGCAAUCGGUAGCUUCAUGGCCUUCUGUUGACUGGACUAGACUUUUCUUACCGCUGUUCCUUGGAAUGACACUGUACAGGAUGUCUGCUGAGGUUAUCCAUCAGGUGGAAGAAGCACUUGAUGAAGAUGAGAAGGAGCUGCUGCUUUUUCUGUGCCGAGACGUUGCUGCAGAUGUGGUUCCACUUAAUGUCAGGGACCUUCUGGAUGUUUUAAGAGAGAGAGGAAAGCUGUCUUUUGUGAGCUUGGCUGAGCUGCUCUACAGAGUAAGGCGGUUUGACUUGCUCAAGAGGGUCUUGAAGAUGGACAGACCGACAGCGGAGGCCCUCCUGCGCAGGCACCCACAUCUUAUUUCGGACUAUAGGGUGCUGUUGAUGGAAAUUGGUGAGGGUUUGGAUAAAUCGGAUGUGUCCUCAUUAAUAUUCCUCAUGAGAGAUUAUAUGGGCCGAGGCAAGAUAGCCAAGGAUAAGAGUUUCUUGGAUCUUGUGAUUGAAUUGGAGAAGCUAAACCUGGUUGCUCCAGAUCACUUGGAUUUAUUAGAAAAAUGCCUAAGGAACAUCCACAGAAUAGACCUGAAGACAAAAAUCCAGAAAUACAAACAGUCUGCUCAAGGAGUGGAAACAAAUUAUGUAAAUGCUCUCCAGGCAUCUCUGCCAAACUUGAGUGUUAAGGAUCCUUCAUAUAACCUAAGGUUCCAGAAUGGGAGGAGUAAAGAACACAGACUCAUGACGGGACAACGUGACAUUCAGAGAGAACCAGUGAAGACAUCCAUUCAGGAAUCAGAAGCAUUUUUACCUCAGCACAUACUGGAAGAGAGAUACAAGAUGCAGAGCGAGCCCCUGGGAAUCUGCCUGAUAAUUGAUUGCAUUGGCAAUGACACAGACAUUCUUGAGGAAACCUUCACUGCCCUGGGCUAUGAAGUCAAGCGUUUCUUACAUCUCACUGUGGAAAAUAUAAUGCACAUUCUUGGCCAGGUUGCGCACAUGCCCCAACACAAAGACUACGACAGCUUCGUGUGUAUCCUGGUGAGCCGAGGGGGCUCCCAGAGCGUGUUUGGCGUGGAUCAGACUCACUCAGGGGUCCCUUUGGAUCAUAUCAGAAGGAUGUUCAUGGCAGAUGCAUGCCCCUCUCUCUCAGGGAAGCCAAAGGUCUUUUUUAUUCAGAACUAUGUGACGUCAGAGGGCCAGCUAGAGGACAGCAGCUUCCUGGAGGUGGAUAGGCCCUCAAUGAAAAGUGCAGAAUCCAAGGCCAGGCAGCCCGGGGCCUGCGUGAUUCACCGAGAAGCUGACUUCUUCUGGAGCCUGUGCAAAGCGGACGUGUCCCUGCUGGAGCGGUCCUCCCCUUCACCGUCACUGUACCUGAAGUGCCUCUCCCAGAAGCUGGGGAAAGAAAGAAAACACUCACUCCUGGAACUCCACAUUGAACUCAACAGCAAGGUGUAUGAUUGGAACAGCAGAGUGUCUGCUAAGGAGAGUGACUAGACUGCAUAUGUGAUGGCUGGAGCUCUAGCUGCCAUCUUGAAUUGUGAGGAUAAGAGCCACACUGUAGGGAUGACCAAGUGGUGAACAGGAAGGAGCCUUGUUGGGUGAAGACAUUAAGAAGCAGAGUCACCAUACCAACCCUAGAUUACCUACAUCUGGACAUUUAUGUGAGAGAAAAAAAUGUGGGGUUUAUAUUUCUUUUGACCUAACCUAGUCUGACUCGUACAUUGUUAUUUGAUUAAAGUGUUUUUUUAUGUUUAUGCAUGUUGUAAGUUUAAAAUAAAUAUUUGCCUAGGUGAACAUUUUAAUUUUUGUUUAAAAAUGUAUGUAUGUAUUGUUAAAAAAUGUAAUGUUAACACCUGAGCUGACCUAAGUUUUUAGUAUGUAUGAUGCUCUCAUUUAUUUCCUUUUAUAGUUUUGUGGUUUCUGUUGGAGAGAUGGAGACGCUUUAUUAAGACAUAGUAGGAUUUGGACACUGUCCUCAUAAGAGAUGUAAUCCACAAGGAAAAGUUCUGACUGAAUCAUCAGUGUAGACCAGCUUUUGGACCUGGUUUACAGUGAAUAAGAGUUUGAAAGAUACAUACACAAAACUGAAUAUAAAGAAAAAACAGUAGCACUUCCCUGGUGGUGCAGUGGUUAAGAAUCCACCUGCCAAGGCAGGGGACACAGGUUCGAGCCCCAGCCUGGGAAGAUCCCACAUACCGCAGAGCAACUGAGCCUGUGUGCCACAACUACUGAGCCUGCGCUCUACAGCUUGCGAGCCACAACUACUGAAGCCCGGGCACCUAGAGUCCGUGCUUCACACAGGAGAAGCCACCGCAAUGAGCAGCCCAUGCACUGCAACUAGAGAAAGCCCACGCACAGCAAUGAAGACCCAACACAGCCAAAAAUAAAUAAAUAUUUAAAAAAAACCAACAACAACAAAAAAAGAAGAAACAGUAACUCUGCACAUAUGUUUAGGAUCGCCACAGAUAAUGACUCCAAAGGACUCACUGCUUGUAAAUCCACAAUUUCUUGUUUCCCAGCCAGACCCUUCCUUGCCUACAGUAGCCCCAGAGAUGGAAAUGUAGGAUUCAGUCAAGGUCAUUAAACGUAAUGACUGAUUUUUCAAGAACCUGCCCUCUCUAUUCCAAGCAACACUUCCUCUGCUUCUCCUUCUUGUGCCAUACCAAAGCUGCAAGACCCAUGGGUCCAGGCUUUUCCACUUAGGCUCUAUCACACACUUAAUAAGCAAACAUUCAAGAAAUACAAAUUCUUUUCAAUAAAUGCCUCUGCAAUAUCGGCUGGUAUACACUGAGUAUCACAGAUUAAUCCAACUCCCCACAAGGGUCACCUAAAAGGUAGAUUACAGGUGAACAAGUAGUCCUAUAUACAUGCUCAUAGCCGUAGGCACAGCAGACAAAAAGUGGAAACAACUCAAAUGUCCAUCAGAUGAAUGGAUAAACCAAAUAUGGUAUAUCCGUACAAUGGAAAGUUAUUUAUCUAUAAGAAGGAAUUAAGUACUGAUAUAGGCUACAAUGCAGAUGAACCUCAAAAACGCUAUGCUAAGUGAAAGAAGUCAGACACAAAAGGUCACAUAUUGUAUGACAGUAUUUAUAUGAAAUGUCCAGAAUAGGUAAAUCUAUAGAGACAAAUAGCAGAUUGGUGGUUGCCAGGGACUGGGGUGAGAGGGGAUUGGGGAGAGACUGCUUAAGGGGGACAAGGUCUCCUUUGAGGUUCCUGAAAUGUUUUGGAACUAGAUAGACGUAAUGGUUGCACAACAUUGUAAAUGUACUAAAAGCCACUGAAUUGUACACUUUAAAAUAGUACAUUUUAUGUGGAUUUCACCUCAGUUUUUAAAAAAAGGGAAAAAAAGAGAAGAUUAAGAUAAUUUAUUAAUUGCUCCACAAACAUUUCUCCCCAACCUUUUUUCUUUUUAAUAAACAUUAUGUUUAAGAGUAACUAGGUUUGCAGAAAAUUUGUGCAGAAAGUACAGAGUUUCCAUAUAGUCCCCCAUACCCCACAAUUCUCCUCCUAUUAACACCUUGCAUUAUUGCAGUACAUUUUUACAGUUGAUGAACAAUAUUGAUACAUUAGUAUUAAAUGAAAGUCUACUAGGGUUUACAUUAGGGCUCAUUCCAUGUUGUAUAGUUCCUGGUUUUGACAACUGCAUAAUGUCAUGUAUGCACCAUUACUGUAUCAUACAGAAUAGUUUCACUGCCCUAAAAAUCCUUUGUGCUCCUCAUAUUCAUCCUUCUCUCUCCCUAAGCCGCUGGCAACUGCAGAUCUUUUUAAUUUGUGUGCUGAUUUUUUUUUUUUUUUUUUUUUGCGCUGUACGUGGGCCUCUCACUGUUGUGGCCUCUCCCGUUGUGGAGCACAGGCUCCGGACGCACAGACUCAGUGGCCAUGGCUCACGGGCCCAGCCGCUCCGCAGCAUGUGGGAUCUUCCCAGACCGGGGCACGAACCCGCGUCCCCUGCAUCGGCAGGCGGACUCUCAACCACUGCGCCACCAGGGAAGCCCUGUGUGCUGAUUUUUGUGUAGAUGUAAGUGUUAAACUCAUUUGAGUGAAUACCUAGGAGAGCAAUUUCUAUAUUGUAUGGUAAGCCUAUGUGUGUGUAACUUUGGAAAAAACUGAAAGCGUGUAUUCCUGAGCGGCUGCACCAUUUUGUAGAGUUCCUUUGCUCCACAUCCUUGCCAACAUUUGGUGGUGUUAGUGGUUUGUAUUUCAGCUAUUUUAGUAGCUAUGUAGCGAUAUCAUAUAUUUUUUAUUCUUUUUUUUUUUUUUUUUUUUUGUGGUACGCGGGCCUCUCACCGUUGUGGCCUCUCCCGUUGCGGAGCACAGGCUCCGGACGCACAGGCUCAGCGGCCACGGCUCACCGGCCCAGCCGCUCCGCGGCAUGUGGGAUCUUCCCGGACCGGGGCACGAACUCGUGUCCCCUGCAUUGGCAGGCGGACUCUCAACCACUGCGCCACCGGGGAAGCCUGGAAAGUCAGUGAUUUUGAAUAAACACAUCUGUAUUCUUCGUUUCAUUUUAUACAGAGCACAUAUUAUUGUAACUUGAAAAUGUAAAAUAAAAAUUACUUAUUGUUAAAAAUGUUCAUUCUCUUUUAAUAUAUAUAAACACAAUAUGUUCAUUUUAAACAUAAAUGGCAUAAUAUUUUAACACUGUUUUCUCUCUUUUCAUUUAUGUGGUCAUGCCUAUACCUAUAUGUCUCUGUAUGAUAAGUCAUUCCCAGGUUUUCACUGUUUGAAUGAUGAUAUAAGAAACAUCUUUUCUUCUUUAUUUGGUAAGGACUUCCUGCCCCAGAAGUCUGAUUCUUAGUCCCUCACGUCGGAUUCUUAGUCCCUCUGUUGGCAUAGGUCAGUCCUCUUUCAAGACUGAGCAUUAUUUCAAGUCUCUUGUAUCUUUAAUCUCUUCCUCUCUCUUUGAGCCUUCAGUCUGAAAACAAGCUCUGCUUCCCCCUUCAAAUAAAGUCCCUCUCUUUCAAGCCACUGUCUUAUGUGAAUUUUAGGCUAGUCUACACCCUCUCCAUUUCACCUUUCCCAUUUACUCCAUACUUCCCUGCCAUCUGGAUUUCACCUUAAUCAUUUUACCAAAUCUACAAGAUCCAUGGGUCACAUGAACCAUAGUUACCAAACCAGUGGUCCUUGGACCCUGGCGUCAUAGUUUUCUUACUUCUCCAGGGUGUUCCACUAUGAAGUUCUAUCAAGGACUUCCUGGCCAAGUCUUCCUGGUAUCUUUCUCCUCCUCAUCCUUAAAUGUGGAUAUCCCCAAGGAUCACUCUAUUGUUUUCUCUUUAUAUAUUUUUCUUUUGACAACCUUGUAGCUUCAAUUACUGCUUCUAUGCCAAUAACAAGAGGGAUGUUCAAGCCCAGACUCUUCAAGUUCAAAUCUCACCCUCAACCUCCUGGUAGACUUUUCCACUUGAUUUUCCCUCUGGUACCUCAAACUCAGUAUAUGGCAAACAUAAAAAAAAACCUCCAUUCCCACUCUGCUCUUUUACCUGCGUCUCCAGUUUUAGGUAACAGCAUCACCCCAACAUCAGUUUCAUCCUGGUCUCCCCUCUCCUGUGUUUCUACAUCUGGCUAAAUCUAAAUCAGGUUAGUUCUGCAACUACAAGGUCUUUUCCAUCUAUCCCCAUCAUUACACUUCCUCUGCGCGCUCAUUACUCCUCCACUGAACUAUGACGACAGCUUUCUCACUGAUAUUGCCCCCAGCCUAUGAUCCUAUGAUCAUGUCAUACACAGCAACCCAAAGAAUCUUUCUCAACAUAUCUUUAUCAUUUUCCUCCUUAGAAGCCUUCAAGAUUCUCCAAUGCAUACACAAUAAGAUUGUGGCUGGAGGUUGGGAUGAGGGACAGGAUGGGGGAGUGGGGUGUUGCUGGUGGAAGUCCUGGAGUCCAAAGGCCCAGAGAACCAGGAACUCCAAAGUCUGAGAGCAGAAGAGGAUGUCCCAGCUCAAGGAGAGAGAGAGAAAAUUCACCCUUUCUCCUCCUUUUUUGUUCUAUUCAGACCUCAGUGGCUUGGAUGUGAUGCCCACCCACUUUGGUGAGGACAGAUCUUCUUUACUUAGUCUACUGAUUCAAAUGCUAAUCUCUUCUAAAAAACAUCCUUACAGACGCACCCCAAAAUAAGGUUCACUUGAUCUCUGGGCAUCCUUUAGCUUAAUCAAGUUGACACAUGAAACUAACCAUCAGAAAGUUGUUUGUGACAUAUCCUAGAUCUUCCUUUUUUUUUCUUAUUGAACUAUAAUUCACAUUUCAUAAAACUUCAUCCUUUUAAAGUGUACAAUUCUUUGGUUUUUAAUGUAUUCACAGUUGUGCAGUCAUCACCAUGACCUAAUUUCAGAACAUUUUCAUCUACCUACAAAAGAAAUUCUAGGACUUCCCUGGUGGUCCAUGGGUAAGAUUCCACGCUCCCAAUGCAGAGAGCCCGGGUUCGAACCCUGGUCGGGGAACAAGAUCCUGCAUGCGUGCCGUGACUAAGAGAUCACAUGCCGCAACUUAGAAGCUGGCAUGCCGCAACAAUGAGCCCACAUGCCGCAACUAAAAGAUCCCGCGUGCCACAACGAAGAUCCCGUGUGCCGCAACUAAGACCCCGUGCAGCCUAAAUAAAUAAAUAAUAAUAAAAAAAGAAAUCCCGUACCUAUUAGCCAUCAUUCCAUAUUCCUCCCUGCCUCCUAGCCCCUGGAUUACCACUUUCUGUUUCUACACAUUUUCCUACUCUGGAUAUUUCAUAUAAACAGAUCAUUCAAUACACGGCCUUCUGACUUCUUUCAUUUAGCAUGUUUUCAAGGUUCAUCUAUGUUGUAGAAUAUGUAAGUACUUCAUUUUGUUUUAUGCCUGAAUAAUAUUUCAUUGUAUGGUUAUACCAUAUUUUGUGUAUCCAUCAUUUGAUGGACAUUUAGAUGGCUUCUACUUUUUGUCUAUUAUGAACGAAGCUGCUAUGAGUAUUCAUGUAUAAGUUUCUGUGUGGAUAUAUGUUUUCAAUUCUCUUGGGUAUAGACGUAAAAGUGGAAUUGUUGGGUCAUAAAGUCAGAAUUGAAUUGCUGGUAACUCUAUGUUUACCUUUUUGAGGACUGCCAAACUGUUUUUCACAGUGGCUAUACCACUUUACAUUCCCACCAGCAGGGUAUGAGGGUUCCAAUUUCUCUACACCCUCUCCAACACUUGUUAUUUUUUGUCUUUUUUAUUAUAAACAUCCUAGUGGGCAUGAAUUAGUAUCUCAUUGUGGUUAUGAUUUGUAUUUUCCUACUGACUAAUGAUAUUGAGCAUCUUUUCAUGUGUGUAUUGGCCAUUUUUACAUUGUUUUUGAAGAAACAUCUAUUCAGUACUUUCCCAUUUAAAAAUUGUCUUUUGGGACUUCCCUGGCAGUUCAGUGGUUAAGACUUCGCCUUCCAAUGCAGCGGGUGCGGGUUUAAUCCCUGGUCGGUGAGAUAAGAUCCCACAUGCCUCAUAGCCAAAAAAAAACCCCAAAAAACCCCAAAACAUAAAACAGAAGAAAUAUUGUAACAAAUUCAAUAAAGACUUUAAGGACAGUCCACAUCAAAAAAAAAUCUUUAAAAAUUGUCUUUCUAUUGUUGAAUUGUAAGUAUGUUUAUAUAUCCUGGAUACUAGUCUCUUAUCAG
This is a messenger RNA of Globicephala melas (long-finned pilot whale), 8168 nucleotides long. RefSeq names its product CASP8 and FADD like apoptosis regulator (gene CFLAR). Gene Ontology annotation, molecular function: cysteine-type endopeptidase activity; protein binding. Gene Ontology annotation, biological process: regulation of apoptotic process; proteolysis. NCBI's taxonomy places the organism in Eukaryota, Metazoa, Chordata, Mammalia, Artiodactyla, Delphinidae. The record is from RefSeq and is a predicted model, not a curated record.